Aplosporella prunicola CBS 121167 is the source of this 1673-nucleotide messenger RNA. RefSeq lists its product as uncharacterized. Gene Ontology annotation, biological process: transmembrane transport. The coding region runs from base 1 to 1605 and encodes 534 amino acids. The transcript is spliced from 5 exons. The record is from RefSeq and is a predicted model, not a curated record. Gene Ontology annotation, molecular function: transmembrane transporter activity. NCBI's taxonomy places the organism in Eukaryota, Fungi, Ascomycota, Dothideomycetes, Botryosphaeriales, Aplosporellaceae.
AUGACUUCAGCUGUUGACGAUGAGAAAUAUGGGUAUGAGCGGCAGGAAACUCAAAGCCUGCCGGUUAAAUCUUCCGACAACAGCGAAAACCUUGACGGACUGCAGCAUCAGGCUACGAAUAUCGAGGAGGGCGAUGUAUCGCACCUCACGCAAGACCAUAGGAAUUAUUUGCUCCAGCGACAUGGAACUCUGGCGCUGGACCCCAUCCCUUCGGACGACCCAGCUGAUCCGUACAACUGGCCGGAGUGGAAGAAAAACAUCAAUCUUACCCUCGUCGCAUUUCACGCCUGCAUGACAACGUUCAUAGCUGCCGGAAUUAUCCCAGCGUACGAAGACAUUGCCGAGGACAUGGGCUGUUCGAUACAAAGAGCCUCAUACCUCACUUCGAUGCAGAUUGCUGUCCUUGGCUAUGCACCCCUUUUCUGGAAGCCUAUUUCCUACAAAUACGGCCGGCGGCCCAUGUGGCUGUUGUCCACUCUGCUCUCUGCAGUUUGUAACAUCGGAUGCGCUGUCAGUCCAAACUAUGCCUCCAUGGCGGCCUGUCGUUGUCUUGUCUCCUUUUUCAUCAGCCCUGCGAUGGCCAUCGGUAGUGGAGUCGUAGUGGAGACUUUCUUCAGAAAAGACAGGGGUCAGAAGAUGGGCAUAUGGACUCUGAUGGUUACUCUUGGUCCUCCAGCUGGUCCCUUCUUCAUGGGCUUUGUUGCCUACCAUAUCGGCUACAGAUGGAUAUACUGGAUCUUUGUCAUUGUUAAUGCCGUCCAAUUUCUUGCCUACUUCUUCUUUGGCCCAGAGACGCGCUAUAUCCGUCAGGGCGUCGAGCACAAAGGCAGCACCUUCAAGCGAGAAUACCUAACUUUUGGACGAAUAGAUCCCAAGCCCUUACAUCCAUUUGACUUCCUCCAUCCGCUCACGCUCGCAAAGUACAAGUCGAUUAUCAUCCCGACCGCCUGCUACUCGAUCGUUUUCUGCUUCCUAAGCGUCUUCCUUACAGUCGAGAUCCCACAAAUCUUCAUCCCCAAGUUUGCCUUCAAUCCGCAGCAGCUCGGCCUGCAGUUCCUGGGCAUGAUCAUCGGCUCCGUUAUUGGCGAACAGAUGGGCGGCCCGCUCAGCGACUUCUGGAUCAACCGCAAAACCAAGUCAAGUGCGCGCGUCAGGCCGCCGCCUGAGUACCGGCUGUGGCUCUCGUAUGGCGGCUUUUUGCUGGUCCUUGUCGGGUUGAUUGUUUUCGGUGUCCGCAUUCAGCAGGCGCCGCAGAACCACUGGAACGUGACCCCGAUUGUGGGAAUCGGCAUCGGGAGCUGCGGCGCGCAGAUCGUGACGACGGUGCUGGUCACCUACGCAGUGGACUGCCAUCCCGAGGCGUCGUCGAGCAUCGGCGUGUUCAUUAACGUGAUCAGAAGCACUUGGGCGUUCAUCGGCCCCUUUUGGUUCCCCGACAUGAUUAACAGCUUAGGCAUGGCUGGGAGUGCCGGAUUAAUGUCAGGCUGCAUAUUCGUGACUGCGUGGCUCCCUAUCAUCGGCCUGCAGCUGUGGGGCGGCCGCUGGAGAAAGACGAGGGCAUUGAGGGACGAGGCCAAGGGGGGCGAGGGCAGGAGAGGUGACUGAGUGAUUAAUUCGCAUACAGACGACUUGGGUGUUGUGGGUUUUGAGUAUGUAGAUACGUGUAAUGAGCC